CAGACAAGAACAUGUGUAGAUUGCAAAAGAAGUUUCACGACCUUACGUGGCCUUGCAAAUCAUCUACAGUGUAUACAUAAGUACACAUUUGAACAGGCAAGGGAGGCAACUGGUUAUCCAUCACAUAUUAAAAUAAUAGGUCAAACAAAGAAGGUGUCAAAAUGUGAGAAAUGUUCUGAGGUAUUUCCCACAAUGAAAGAUUUGAAAGCUCAUACAGUUGCAGUACACGGUAUUCCAUGUAAAUUCUGUGAUGCAAGAUUUUUACGUCCAAUUUCACUAAAAAGACAUGGGUUUCGUAAACACAGAGAACAUAUUAAGGAAUUCCAAAUGAUAACAUAUACAUCUGAUAAAGAAAGAACUCCAAAUGAAGCAUGUGAAGGUGAAAACUUCUCCAAGGCUAGUAUGGCUAGGGAAAGUCAAAGUUCGUCAUAUCAGAAGAAAACAAUCAAGUACAAUGUUUUAUUACCAUCUAAGAAAUACACAUGUAAUAGAUGUCCUAAGUCAUCGGUCUGUAGAAAUAAGUUAAUACAUAAAAAUCAUAGAGAAAUAAGACAUAAGAAAAUACUUGUUUCAAAAUUGUUUACAAGCCAACUAGUUUUUAAGAAAAAUAUCUGUCAGAGUUACUCAUUUAUUAAACCUGAGAAAUCAGUUACCAAUGGUGACAUAAAUUUGACCUCUAAUUCAGAAAUAGAGGACAUUGAAAAGAUUUCAGGACCAAAAUUUGCACAGAAACCAAAAGUUGUAGUCGUAAAAGAAAUGGCAUCUUAUGUCACAGGUUUAACACAGGAACCGAAAGUUGUAGUUGUAAAGGAAAUGUCAGCUGAUGUGGUAGGUCUAACACAUUAUUUUAAAGAUGAAAAUAAUUCCAUUGAACCAUUAUCCUACGUGAAGUCAAACAUAAGUGAUGAAUUAACUCUGUUAGAAAAUUCUGCCUUGAAUAGACAAAAUAUUCCAUUGGAUACAAUAAAUAAUGACUUUUUUCGUUCCUUGAAUAAUUCAAGUAUUGUUAAUGAAAAACAGAAAAAGUGUAAGAGAAACCAUUUUACUUGUAUGAAAUGUGGGUUGUCUUUCCCUUAUUACAGCAUGGCUUCAUUGCAUUUAAAGAAGAAACACGGAAGGCAUCAGCUCAGACAAAGAGUCAUUUUCUCAAGAAUAAAAAAACACGUAAAGUUACGUACAGUUCUAUUUUCCAGAGACCCAUUGUUAGAAACAAAUACUUUCAAUUUAUUGUCUGAUGAAAAAAGGCCAACGAAAUGUGAUAUAUGUGACAGGACAUUUUCAUGUGUUGAUACUCUAACCCAUCAUUUGAUCCACUAUCACACUAACAUGACUAAACGGGCAAGGCGAACAUCUAGUAACUUGGGCAAGCAGAGAAUUACCUGUGUACAUUGCAAGACUUCAUUGAAAUAUCCCCGUACCCAUGCAGGUCAUCUUCAGAUUGUUCAUCACUAUACUGUUGAACAGGCAAGGGAGGUAACUGGAUACCCUUCAUUCAUAAAAAAAAUAGUAUACACAAAAAAGCCUACAAAAUGUCAGAAAUGUUCUGUGAUAUUUCCAACAUUGAAAGAGUACAAAGCUCAUGAAUUGCUUGUACACGGUAUUCCAUGUAAAUUUUGUGGCGAGAAGUUUUCACAAUCAUCGACUCUGAAAAGGCAUUGGAUUCAAAAACAUCCAGAAAAUGUUCACGACCUUGAAGAAAUGAAAUCGACAUCUUUAACCAGGACCACUGACGAAGAAGAGAAUAGAAAAGAAGCUGAGAAAAUUUUUGAAUGUGACAGUUGCGAUUUUACAACUAGAAAAUUAAAUCUUUUGUCAUUACACAUCAUGGAAACACAUCCAGAGGUCAAACACUGUUGUUCUGCGUGUGGAUAUUUAUACUGUAGCCAAUAUGAUGUGGAGUCACACAUGGAUGAAUGCAAACGUAAAGCAAAGAAGUAUCAAGGAAAGUGCAGUAUUUGUAAUAGAAUGUUUUAUAAAACAUCAAGUAUGCAGAUCCAUCAGUUCAAGGUUCAUGGCAUACAGCAUCCAAAUAUCAAGGAAUAUAAAUGUGAUUUUGAUGGCUGCAACACCACAACUUACACAUUAGGAAACUAUAAUAACCAUAAGAAAACGCAUACAAAAGAGAAGAAAUAUUCUUGUGAGGAGUGUCAGUAUAAGAAUGCCCACUAUUUUCGUUUAUUGAGACAUGUAAGGAGUGUACACAGACAGUUGAGACCACACUUAUGUGAAAGUUGUGGCAAGGCUUACUCAACCAAAAAAAAUCUAAUUGAACACAUAGCAAACUUUCAUACCAGAGAUAACUACAAGUUCCAGUGUGAAUAUUGUCCAUUCCAGAGUACAACAAAGUUUAGUCUCCAGAAUCACUUAUGGAAUCAACAUAAGGUCAAGAUGGCUGAUGAUGACCGUCAGUACUUCCAAUGUCACCAAUGUACAUACCAGACUCCAAAUAGAAAAACAUUCGCCAAUCAUACGAACAGUCACAAUAACAUCAGGAAUUAUAUCUGUGAUCAAUGUGACGCUAGAUUCGUUACCAUGACUGUAUUAGUAGCUCAUCAGAAGUACAAACAUUCAACAAAGGACCAAGACAAAGUCUGUAGUCAGUGUGGUUAUAGAGCAAAAACUACUAGUUCACUUAACAUGCAUAUACGAGUUCAGCAUCAACUGAAAGGAAUUAAGCCAUAUAAAUGUGACUAUUGUGAUUUCAGGUGUGCCACCGGUGGCAACUGUCGCAAACACAUCAUGGGCAAGCAUAAAGGAUUACCUGUACAUUACACCUGUGACAAGGAAUAUCUGGAAAAGGCCAGAAAUGCACGGAAGGCAGGAAACACUAAUCAAUUGUUUGAGUAGACUGUGGGAAGGAUUUAUGCAACACUUUUAUGAGGUUCUGGAUGGGGGUCUGCAUUUCUAUAUUUAUAUGCCCCACCUAUGAUAGUAGAGGGGCAUUAUGUUUUUCGGUCUGGUUGUCUCCGUCCGUCAGUC
This is a messenger RNA of Mytilus californianus (California mussel), 2979 nucleotides long. Its product is annotated as zinc finger protein 93-like. Gene Ontology annotation, cellular component: nucleus. The record is from RefSeq and is a predicted model, not a curated record. Lineage: Eukaryota; Metazoa; Mollusca; Bivalvia; Mytilida; Mytilidae. Gene Ontology annotation, biological process: regulation of transcription by RNA polymerase II. The coding region runs from base 193 to 2847 and encodes 884 amino acids. Gene Ontology annotation, molecular function: DNA-binding transcription factor activity, RNA polymerase II-specific; RNA polymerase II transcription regulatory region sequence-specific DNA binding. The transcript is spliced from 4 exons.